AUGCAUUCGUCGAGCCUUUUCUCGUUCGGCGCGGCUCGUUAUCCAAUCAUCACCUGCCGCGUGUGCUCAGGUUGCGCACAGGAGUUCAAUCUCCACCGUCCGACUAUCGUCGACGAAGCUUCAGGCUUCUUCAAACGUUACGGUGUCGAAGAUUUUACUUUCGAUAGUUGUAGACUGUGGGGAUGGAGAUGCCGAGCAAAAUUGGCCGUUCGUGGCUCCUCGGAUAAUGCAUUGAUUGGUUUGUAUCAAGAAGGAACUCACACCGUUGUAGAUAUUCCUGAAUGUAAAGCUCAUCAUCCUAAUAUUAAUGCUGCCAUUGAGUUACUGAGAGAAGGUAUUAAAGUGUUCGAUGUCGAGCCAUUUGAUGAGGAUCAGGGUACUGGGGACUUACGAUAUGUUCAGAUGGCUGUUACGACAAACAGUACAUCACUUCGUGCCCCAGAGAGAUACAAGAAUGGAAAAGUGCAGGUGUCCUUGGUUUGGAACUCAAGAAAUGAAAAAUCUCAUAACGCAGAUAAGCUGCAAGCGUUGUCAAGUUACUUGUGGAGAAAGGGUGGACCCAAUAGCAAGUUUCAUCUGAUUCAUUCUGUCUGGGCUAACUUUCAGACAUCAACCAACAAUAUCAUUUUUGGAAACAGAUGGAGGCAUCUUUUAGGUGAGAGAGAUUUCUGGGAACACGUUGGAGGAAUCGACAUAUCCUUGGAUCCUUCCAGUUUUGGCCAGGCAAAUACACGGGCUUUUGAUAGCUUGCUCUGGAAACUGCAUAAGUAUGUUCCUGGUGGAUCAUCUGUUGCUGAUCUAUAUGCAGGAGCUGGAGUGAUUGGAUUAUCGUUAGCUACAUCGAGGAAAUGCAGUUCUGUCAAAUGCAUUGAGGUUAACAAAGAAGCAAGACUGUCUUUUGAGAAAACAAUCCAGCGGUUGCCGAACUCAUUGAAUUGCAGCAUCAGUUGGCACCAUGCAGAUGCUUCAGUUAACCCUCUUUCGUGGAUUAUAGGAACAGAUGUAGUCGUUGUGGAUCCUCCUAGGAGAGGUCUGGAUGCUUCUCUCCGUCAGAUUUUGGAGUCUGUCCCCACCAUUGAGAAAAGAAUGAGGUCUUCAUCACAGAGUUCAAGCCCCAGCGCAAAAGAGGAGAAGAGGCCAUGGAUUUUAAGAGCAAGGGAACUUUCAGUUCAAGCUGGCAACAAGCAGACCUCUGAGGAGAAUAAGACACUACCGCAAAAACUCAUCUAUAUAAGCUGUGGUUGGGAAAGCUUUAAGGAGGACUGCAAGUCGUUAUUAUCUAGCAGAGCGUGGGAGCUGGAAAAAGCCCAUGGCUUCAACUUCUUUCCCGGAACUGACAGCAUUGAAGUUUUGGCCAUAUUCAAGAGAAGGGUUGUGAUGAAGAAAAAGAAGAAAUCGGGAAUAAAGAAAGUGCGUGCUAAGUAG
This is a messenger RNA of Arabis nemorensis, 1425 nucleotides long. The record is from the annotation of a GenBank genome assembly. NCBI's taxonomy places the organism in Eukaryota, Viridiplantae, Streptophyta, Magnoliopsida, Brassicales, Brassicaceae.